AUGGAACCUCCACACCCAACGGGUGUGUCCUUCCCGGUGACUCCACCACCACCGGCAGCACCGGGACCGGGCGGCACCAACAUCUCUCUGUGGACGAAAACGGUGGGGGCGGCCGUGCAGGCGGUGGAGCGGAGCCUGGAUGCUCACACUGAGCGCUUGGUCAGCCUGGAACGACGGACGGUGACCACCGAGAAAAAAUACCUGGAUUGUGAGAAAACGGUGGUGGAGUUUGGGAAUCAACUGGAGAGCAAACUGGCCGUACUGGGAACCCUGAUCCAGGAGUACCGGCAGCUCCAGAAGAGGCUGGAGAACAUGGAGAACCUGCUGAAGAACAGGAACUUCUGGAUCCUGCGGCUGCCUCCGGGGACCAGGUCUCCAAGCCUGAAGGUCCCUCAGCUCCAACCUCCAGACCUGGUGCUGAACGUGUCCCUUUUGUCAUUGCAGACCCCAGCCGUUUUCUUUUCUGCCCAAGAGUGGGAGAACCUGGAGGAAUGGCAGAGGGAGCUCUACGAAAACGUGCUGAGGGAGAAGAACGAAUCUCUGGUCAAUCUUGAUUACACCAUCUCCAAACCUGACCUGUCCCAGCUUCAGGGAGGAGAAGCGCCCUGCGAUGGGGACGAGGUGACCUCAAGAAGGAUUCCAGCAGAACCAAAAUGUCUGCUCUUGAGACUUGAUGAGAACAGCCAGGACAGUAAAGAAGAAGCAGAGUGCCCAAGGGGACAGGAGAACCUGGAGGGAAGGAUGCCGAGCUUUGUGGGCACUGUGAAGCAAGAGGAGGAGCUGUGUGAGGAGGAACAGGGAGCCAUGGAGGAUGCAGAGCUGACCGAGCUCAGCAUGG
Molecule: messenger RNA, 838 nt
Organism: Antrostomus carolinensis (chuck-will's-widow)
Lineage: Eukaryota; Metazoa; Chordata; Aves; Caprimulgiformes; Caprimulgidae
Product: protein ZNF783-like
Exons: 5
Biological process (GO): regulation of DNA-templated transcription
Source: RefSeq, a predicted model, not a curated record